Ostrinia nubilalis (European corn borer) is the source of this 6827-nucleotide messenger RNA. Its product is annotated as dual serine/threonine and tyrosine protein kinase-like. The record is from RefSeq and is a predicted model, not a curated record. Gene Ontology annotation, cellular component: cytoplasm. The transcript is spliced from 23 exons. Gene Ontology annotation, molecular function: ATP binding; protein kinase activity. The coding region runs from base 1 to 3852 and encodes 1283 amino acids. Gene Ontology annotation, biological process: cellular response to fibroblast growth factor stimulus; positive regulation of fibroblast growth factor receptor signaling pathway; negative regulation of apoptotic process. NCBI's taxonomy places the organism in Eukaryota, Metazoa, Arthropoda, Insecta, Lepidoptera, Crambidae.
AUGGCAGCCAGCAGGGGGCGACCUAAUAUUGGCUGCAGAUGGUUAAGUCCAAAGACCUUCAGUGGUUGGGUUUUUAAUAGCGGUCAAGCUGUAGAUCCUAGCUACACAGGAUUUGCAGCGUUGCGAAUCCAAUACGGGGCUACGACCCAAGUACACCUAACUCUUGGGAACUCCGAAUUCGAGCUGGUUGAGGACUUGGAGUGCAACAAGAGACCUUGGGAGACGCUGCCGAUUCAGGAUCUCGUCCGCCAAGACCACACAGACUUAGCCACGAUGCUGGAAAUAGAACUGAACAACCCCUUCCUAAAAGACGGCCUCCGCAUAAUCGUGCCUCCAGAUAUCGACCACGACACCUGCCACAACUUACAGACUUUAAAACACUUACAUUCCGAAUUAUACUCGAAAAGGGACUUAAUACUUAAGAAUUUCAAUCCAGUGUAUUUGUAUGCGGUGGACAGAAUCGGCAAGAAUGUGUUCAGUGAUAGUUUUGUGUCGAAUAUGGUGACGUCACGGAGCGAGGAGGACUUUUGGAGUUCGUUCAACUUGUAUAAUAUGACCCGGUUGAGUUGUGACAGUGGGGAGAACGGGGAGGGUGGCGAAAGUGAUAAAAGUGAGGUGGUGGAGGAAAGACCGUGGAAGGGAGGCGGGGAGCCGGCUGUGUUUACGUCAGAGAACUGCCUAGACCUCCACCAAGUGAAAGACAUCAACCCGCACUCCCAAGUUCUGUUCGUGCUGUUCUCUGACAGCAGAGACAUCAGAGAAGGGAACCGAAGGGAAGACAGAGUGAGGGUGUGCAUAGAAGCCACGGAGUCCACGGAAGACGCCGUGUACUCCGCUGAGGAGUUGCCCGAGUCAGACCAGGAGCUUAUAAGACAUUCCGAAGAAUCUCCGCGGCCAAAGAAGAAAUCGACUGACAGCAGAAGACUGAACGAAGAACAAAACGCAUUCAUGAAUGAUUUACUUGAUCAAUGGGAAUUAAUGUCCAACCCCACCCCAAAACACUACGUAAAGAGCCAAUCCCUAAUAAUAGACGACAGCGAAAUCCUGCGCACAUCAGAACAACGGCCUUUAGCGCCGCCGAUCGCAAACGCCAUACUCAACGCCGACUCCAGGAGUAAGCGGGACGGAGAGAGCGAUCGUAUAGUGAAGAGCAGGACGGCGCUACUGAAUAACACCGUGAAGUUUGCUACGGAUUGUUUGCAAAGUUAUUUGCUGGAGUAUUGCACUAGGUUGAGUGAGAACCACGUCAAACUGCUCCAGCAGUUCAUCCUAGCAUCUUUCGACAUGGCCCGCGAGUUACAAGUCGUCCCCAAGAAAAUACAAUACGUGGCUACUCAAGAACAGCAGUUGUACGAGACGAUCAAUGAGAAGUUCUCUGACGGGGAUAAGAAACAGGAAUUGCUGCAAAUUAUGCAGGAGGUUCUGCAGGAGAUGAGAGCUGAAGUUAAUAAUAUGGACUGGAGUGUCGAUGACCUGCCCUGCCACCAAGACCGUCGCUUCGUGAUAUCAAACUCGGUGUUCUACUCGUGGUCUCCCACCAGUCCUGGCCGCGUCUGCCUGACCGAACCAGCGGAUGCCACUGCGUCCGCAUCCGCAUCCGACGGGGAGGAGGCGGUGUCCUGUGACAGCUACAACUUUGAGGAUUAUGAGAUCAUACAGGAGACUGAUGAAAGCUUGAGCGUCAGCGAGUCUUUUCCGGGCCGCGUCCGCCUGACCGAACCAGCGGAUGCCGCUGCGUCCGCAUCCGCAUCCGCAUCUGAUGGGGAGGAGGCGGUGUCCUGUGAUAGCUACAAUUUUGAAGAUUAUGAGAUUAUACAGGAGACUGACGAGAGCUUGAGCGUGAGCGAGUCUUAUAGGAAGUCGAAGAAAGACGACUCGAGCCCGGUCUCGUCCCAGAUCGGCUCCAUCCGCAUCGAGAAUGAGUCGUCCAGCUGGGGCUCGCCGCGUUGGAGCGCCGGUGCCGUCUGCAACAACGACAGCAACAUGUCGCUGAAACAAGCUUCGCUGGACGUUCAGCAGACUGUUCUGUCGAAAUUGAGUCGCAAGAUCAGCCUGAAGUUAGUGAAAUUCGUCGACUGCCUCAAGGAUACAUAUUUUGGAACGCUGCAAAGAUGCCUGGAAUCUCUGGAGUCUUCUUGCCGCCAGGAGUUAGGUGGGCGGCCGGCCAGCGAGGCCAUGCGACAAUUACUGUCAGUGGCGCGCCAAGUGGACUUGCAGCCCUGUGCUUCCUUCUCACUGCUGCGUUCAAUGCUGGACUCGCUACGGCGACUGUUCUCCAAACUGCGGAUAGUAGGCAGCGAGGGCGAAGAAGCGUGCUGUGUGCUGAGUCCCGUGUGGCGGCGCCAGGUGGCACUACACACGGCGCACUCGCUCGGCCCGCAGCGCCUGGCCCGGGUCAUCUCCGCGCAGCGCCUGGCCCGCGUCAUCUCCGCGCAGGUGAGACACGAGACCUCGCUCCCUCUCGCUCCCGCGUGGCGGCCAGGUGUGCUCACACGGCGCACUCGCUCGGCCCGCAGCGCCUGGCCCGCGUCAUCUCCGCGCAGGUGUGCUCACACGGCGCACUCGCUCGGCCCGCAGCGCCUGGCCCGCGUCAUCUCCGCGCAGGUGAGACACGAGACCUCUCUCCCUCUCGCUCCCGUGUGGCGGCCAGGUGUGCUCACACGGCGCACUCGCUCGGCCCGCAGCGCCUGGCCCGCGUCAUCUCCGCGCAGGUGUGCUCACACGGCGCACUCGCUCGGCCCGCAGCGCCUGGCCCGCGUCAUCUCCGCGCAGAUAUUAGAGAGGCUGAGUGAUGCCCACGAGAGGUACCAGUCAGCUCUCACGUCUCUGGAGUCGGCGCUGGCCAACCGGCUGCAUCACACCGAAGAUAUUAAGCUAGCUAUUAGGAAAAAAUACGCUCCGUCCUUUGCGCGGUUAUGUCUCGAGAGCACAUCAAUGUGUGAUUUGCUCAUGUACGGGACUCCGGAGUUGGGAAGAGAAAUUGGGCGCGGGCAGUACGGCGUGGUUUACGCGGUCCGCGGCGGCUGGGGCGGGCGCAGCCCCGCCGCCGUCAAGUCCGUGCUGCCGGCCGACGAGCGGCACUACCACGAGCUGGCCAUGGAGUUCUUCUACACCAGGAGCAUCCCGGCUCACCCGCGCAUCGUCCGUCUAUACGGGUCGGUGGUCCAGCGCCACAGCGGCGCCGGGCCCAGCGUGCUUCUGGUCUCGGAGCGGAAGGUCCGCGACCUGCACUCAGCCGUGCGAGCGGGCCUGAGCCUCGCCUGCCGGAUGAGGAUCAGCUGCGAUAUUGUUGAAGGCAUCCGCUACCUCCAUUCCUUCGGUCUCGUCCACCGGGACAUCAAGAUGAAGAAUGUCCUUCUAGACGAGUCUAACAGAGCCUCGCUGUCCGACCUGGGCUUCUGCGCGGCCGAGGCUCUGAUGUCAGGGUCGGUGGUGGGAACACCAGUACACAUGGCGCCUGAACUGCUGGCUGGUGGAUAUGACGCGGCUGUUGAUGUCUACGCCUUCGGGGUGCUGUUCUGGUACGUGUGCGCUGGUAACAUCAAGCUACCUUCGGCAUUUGAGAUGUUCCAGAAUAAGGAGCAGCUUUGGAGCAAGGUCAAAAGAGGCCUCCGUCCAGAACGCCUGCCUCACUUCUCCGACGAAUGCUGGGAGGUCAUGGAGGCUUGCUGGCACCCCGAGCCCUCCCAAAGGGCCCACUUAGGUGACAUACAGCCCAAAUUGGAACGGAUACUGGAGCAAGCCAUGCAGUGCAACUACAACAAUGAACCUUGUGUCGAUAGGAAUACGGAUCUAGAUGUCUCGGACGAAGAUAGCUUGGAUAUGACCGGGAUUCAUGGCAAUGGUGUAUAAAGCUGUCAUUAACUACAAUAAUGAACCAUGUGUCGAUAGGAAUAAGGAUGAGGUUAGCUUGAACAUGAAUGAAGUUGGGAAUGAUGUAUAAGCUACUAUUAUGAACCCUAUGUCGAAGGAAAUAAGAACUUAAGUGUAUUAGCGAUCGUUUAUUAAAAGAUAGCAUGUAGGCGACAUACAGCCCAAGUUAGAACUUACUAGAACAAGCGAUGCAUUGCAACUACAUUAAUGAACCCUGUGUCUAUAGGAAUAAGGAUGAAGAUAGCUUGGACAUGAUCGGCAGUUACGGUAAUGGUGUGUAAGCUACUAUUAUGAACCCUAUGUCGAAGGAAAUACGGACCUAAGUCGAUCCUUUAUUAAAUAAGAGCACCACAGAGACAUACGCUCGUAUUCACAAACAAUGCUUGCUUAAGUGAAGCAGCCAAUCGAACGCACUGCUUGAAUAGAGCUCUGAGAUUGGUCCACGUGCACUAUGAGACCUCAUAGUAAUGUCUGUGAAUACGCGCGAUGCAGCCCAAGUGAACGGAUACUGGAACAAGCCAUGCAGUGCAAAUACAACAAUGAACCCUGUGUCUAUAGAUAUAAAGAUGAAAUUAGCUUGGACAUGACCGGCAUUCACGGGAAUGGUGUGUAAGAUACAAUUAUGAACCCUAUGUCGAAGGAAAUAAGAACUUAAGUGUAUUAGCGAUCGUUUAUUAAAAGAUAGCACUAAGGCGACAUUCAGCCCAAGUUAGAACGGUAUACUAGAGCAAGUAAUGCAGUGCAACUGCAAAAAUGAACCUUGCGUGGACAGUAAUAAGGAUGAAGAUAGUUUGGACAUGAUCGACAUUCGCUAGAAUGGUGUGUAAGAUACAAUUAUGAACCCUAUGUCGAAGGAAAUAAGGACCUAAAUGUAUAAGCGAUCCUUUAUUAGAAUCAUCCCAAGUUAGAACGUAUACUAGAGCAAGCGAUGCAGUGCAAAUACAAGAAUGAACCUUGUUUUUAUAGGAAUAAGGAUGAAAAUUGCUUGGACGUGACCAGCAUUCAUGGGAAUGGUGUGUAAGCUACAAUUAUGAACCCUAUGUCGAAGGAAAUACGGACCUAAGUGUAUAAGCGAUCCUUUAUUAGAAUAUAGCACUUAGGUGACAUACAGCCUAAAUUAGAACGGAUACUGGAACAAGCGAGGCAGUGCAACUACAACAAUGAAGCUUGUGUCGAUAGGAAUAAGGAUGAAAAUUGCUUGGAUAUGACUGGUAUACAUGGCAAUGGUGUAUAAGCUACUAUUAUGAACCCUAUGUCGAAGGAAAUACGGAUAUAAGUGUAUAAGCGAUCCUUUGUUAAAAGAGAGCACCACAGAGACACGCUCGUAUUCACAAACGAUGCUUGCUUAAGUGAAGCAGCCAAUCAAACGCACAGCGUUGAAUAGAACUCUAUGAUUGGUUCGUGUGUCACCCUGUGCGUCCACGCGCACUGUGAGACCUCAUAGUAAUGUUUGUGAAUACGGGCGAUACAUCCCAAGUUAAAACGGAUACUGGAACAAGCGAUGCAGUGCAACUGCAAAAAUGAACCUUGCGUGGACAGUAAUAAGGAUGAAAAUAGCUUGGACAUGACCAGCAUUCACGGAAAUGGUGUAUGAGCGAUUCACUAACUACAACAAUGAACCCUAUGGCGAUGGGAAUACGACCUAAGAGAUGUCUUGGAUGAAAAUAGCUCGAGCAUGAAUGCCGUCACGCGAAUAGAGUGUAAAUAAAAUAUUAUUAUGUAGGGUGAAUAUGAAUUAUAUUUUAUGUCUAAAGCCUGGUCCGUGAGCACGUAGAAUCCCGCGACUGUGCGACGGGCGCCCGCAGUGAGUGUGCGAGCGCGACAGCAACAUAAUUACGCGCGAGCGAUAAGGAUGGGUUGCUAGGGGUCAUUGGACAAAAUUCUACGUGCUCACGGACCAGGCUUUAGCCGUUAACUGAGUCAGUGCUUGACGUAUGGGAGCGGCAUGAGAGGAUGUUUUUGAGACGUCAAACGUCAACCAGACUUCAGACAUGUUUCAGAUUUUGUAUGCCUCUGUGGUCUAGUGAUUAGACCACCUGCUUCAGACGCAGAGGUCCCGGGUUCGAUUCCCAGUGGGGGCAGAAUUUUCUGUUCGGUUUGGUUGGUGGUAGGGCUUGUUCCAAGUCCGCCUGGCUAGCUACCACCAUCUUACCUAAGUCUGUCGCCAUAACAACAAUGUUAACAGCAUUGUUGUGUUCCGGCAGUUAGAGGCAAGAUAGCCAGUUCCUCUGUGGUUGGGGAUUCCGGGUGAAGCUCGCUUCCUAUACCUCGAGCACUGACAGAGUUAAAAAAAAGCGCUAGAAUUUAAAUAAAUGAACUUUUUACACUACAAUAAUCUGUACCUACUCAUAAAAGUAAGAUCUAUUCGUCUUCGUUUCAGCUAAAUGACGUCCACUGCUGGACAAAGGCCUCCCCCAAGGUUUUCCAUAGUGGAAAAAGAUAUAUAAGAUUUCACAAUUUAAAACCUUGUGUCCGUAACAAUAUGGAUUAUUUUUGCUAAAAUGGCAUAUUUAAGAAACAAAGGUUCACUAUAAAUUGUAUAAACUAUAUUUUUAUAAUCUACUAUUUAUUUAUAAGAAGAUCUCAAGACGCAUUCACUGUCACUAGGUUUUUAUAAAUAUCAAUUAAAUGUGUCGGAUCAUGUAAAAUGAACUCUAUUCCACGGGAACACAGAUCAAAAUAGGUUAGAUAUUUUGAUACUAAUUGGCAAUACGUUUUUUAAUAUGUGGAAAAUACUAUCAUGUUUGAUAUAAAGCUGUAUUCGCUUGCAAAACAUGUGCAAAUAAUAUGCCUUAAGCGACAGUGCACACUACGACAAAUCGCGGUAUAUAUUAGCUGUUGUCGCGACUCCGCGACAAGUCGCGACAAGCUAAUAAUUAUGAAAUGACGCGCGUCUGUUGCCGUGAUUUGUCGUCCAGUAUGCGCUGUCGCAAAAAAUUGAGACUAAAGCCCGG